CGGCGCUGCGGCGCAGUUGUCUGACGGCAGCCCGCGGCUGCGGACGUCGCCGGCAGAGGCGCCCUGCGCUGCGGCGCGGGGACCACGCCGCGGCUGCCACGGGAUGACGUGAGCCGCCUGCAUUGUGAGAGUGAGUCCUUCAAGAUGGACCUCAUUCUCGACGUCAACACGUGGCUGUACCCCAUGGAAUUGGGCGACAAGUUCCGCCUGGUGCUGGCGACGACGCUGCAGGAGGACGGCUACCCGGACAGCGGCGACUGGAACCCGCGCGAGACGGAGGGGUCGCGCGCCGACCGCUUCGAGUACAUCAUGUACGGCAAGGUGUACCGCAUCGAGGGCGACGACGCAGCCACCGAGCCGUCCAGCCGCCUGGCAGCGUACGUCUCGUUCGGCGGGCUGCUGAUGCGUCUGCAGGGAGACGCGAACAACUUGCACGGCUUCGAGGUGGACCAGACCAUGUACCUGCUCAUGAAGAAGCUUGCCUUCUAGACUGAAAACUUGUAUUACAAUCUCGUUUAAUAAAUGCCUUACCACUUUCUGUAAUCAUUCGUGUCACCCAGUUUUAUGUCGUCAGAAACAAUACUUCAUCCACUUUCAUCUCAAUUAGAUAUUUUUUCGUAAUGUUAGUUCGUACUUUAUAAACAGUAUGUUGUAUGGGCGCUUAACAGAAUGCUUAUUUAAAAUCUUUGUAAGUUAGUGAAACUGUUUACAUAGUAAGUUUUUGUAAACUGAAUACUUUCAACUUUUAUUGAUACGUGGAAUAAAAUAGCAAUUUCUGCUGAA
Molecule: messenger RNA, 783 nt
Organism: Schistocerca gregaria
Lineage: Eukaryota; Metazoa; Arthropoda; Insecta; Orthoptera; Acrididae
Gene: Rpb8
Product: DNA-directed RNA polymerases I, II, and III subunit RPABC3
Exons: 4
Coding region: 145-489 (114 amino acids)
Biological process (GO): DNA-templated transcription
Cellular component (GO): RNA polymerase II, core complex; RNA polymerase III complex; RNA polymerase I complex
Molecular function (GO): DNA-directed RNA polymerase activity
Source: RefSeq, a predicted model, not a curated record